CAACCUCGCCAUGUACCACCACAUAACAAGCUCUUCUCGUUCCCUUCAGCUAAAUUCGCUUCGAUGGCCGUAACAAAGAGAGCAACGUCGGGCGCAUGGAAGCUCCUGCGCCUGGCUCUUCUAUGGACGCGCAAGGGCGGCGCGUUCAGGCGCGGCGGCGCCUUCGUCGGCCUCCGCCUGGGGGACUACAUCAAGAGCCUCAAAUCCGGCGGCCGUCGCGCCGAACAGCUCCAUUUCGGGGAGCGCGAGUUCUCGUUCGAAGAGACGCCGAUCCUCCGCUUCAAGACGCCCUCGGCAAGGUUCCUCUGCUUCCCCUGCAUCGCCGCACCUGCCGCAGACGAGGACUACUUCUUCAAUGUUCACGGGCAAGACAGGAGCGCUACGACCGGUUACUGGAUCGACGACGGCGAGACCAGCUCCGACGGCGAGGUGGCGCCGGAGUGGAGGGAAUUGGACGAGCAGGAUGUACGAGGGGAAGAGGAACUGGAGGGAAUAGAUAGCAAGGCCGAACAGUUCAUAGCAAAGUUCUACGAGCAAAUCAAGAUGCAGAGACAGGUCUCGUGGAUACAGUACAACGAUAUGCUCCUUAGAAGUGUGAAUUGAUCACCCUCAAAUUCUUUCUGAUCGCGGGGUGUAAAUAUUGUGAGCUUUUGAUCGGGAUUUACUUGAAGCUUAUAAUUCUUUUUUGCUUUUUCUCAGUGUAAUAAAAGGGUUGUAUUUGUAUGAAGCUUCCAUCCAGAGGGAAACAACGAGAAAAAUAAAAUUGAGCGUUGA
Zingiber officinale is the source of this 774-nucleotide messenger RNA. RefSeq lists its product as uncharacterized. The record is from RefSeq and is a predicted model, not a curated record. The coding region runs from base 64 to 603 and encodes 179 amino acids. The transcript has a single exon. Lineage: Eukaryota; Viridiplantae; Streptophyta; Magnoliopsida; Zingiberales; Zingiberaceae.